AUCUUUGAAAUAAUUAACUCUAAGCAGAAAUACUGAAGGAAGCAAUAAUUAUUCUAUUGUUUAUUGUUUUGCCAUUUUCGCGGAGGAGUAGUUUCCCCCGAGAUAAUUCAACUUUUCGUAAAACGCGAAGAGACACAUGAAUUUUUUGCAAUUUUCUUAAUGAUGUCAAUGAUUAUAAUUUUUUGGUUCAUUCAAUCAUCGAGAUGACCCGGGAAUGCGGGAGAAAUGGAAAGUAUAAAAAAGCAAGAAUGACCAGCGGAAAAAAAUCGUUAUAAUAAGCAGAAAAUGUGGGACAAACUUUCUCUCCUCGACGAGGCGGACGUCAAAUAAAAAUUCUAGUUACUUCUUAUGUAAAUCUCUGCCUGUGCAGACGUAGGAAUUUUUGCUGAAGUGGCACUGACCCAUUCCCCAGCCGAGAGAAAAAUUGAUUAUCCAUUGAUUAUUGAUUAUUAGUUAUUUAUUUAAUCACAUGUGAUAAUGAGUGAACAUCCUGAGUACAAAUUUUUGGACGAUAAGAAGACCGAGGAGAUGCUUCAGAAAUUCACCGGUGAGAGGAGUGGAUGGGUUCUAGUUGGCGAUAAACAGUGGUUCUUUCCCAGAAAAUAUGUAGAGCAAGGAAAGGGAUUUUUCGAGUUCAAGGCUAGGUCCAGUGACACUUGGGUCGUCAGUUACCCUAGAUCAGGCACAACUUGGACACAAGAGCUGGUCUGGCUGCUUUCGAACAAUCUGGACUUUGAGACAGCGUCGAAAAAAUAUUUAGCCGAGCGAUUUCCAUUUCUAGAGUUCAGUAUGUUCAAUCAUCCAGAAGUGACUGAGGAAUUUGUAGAAUUGAACAAAACAGACCCAGAAAAACAGGAGUUUUGCAGGAAGUUGGGGGAACCGGGGUAUAAGGUGCUGGACGCCAUGGAAUCGCCAAGAUUUAUAAAGUCCCACUUUCCGUUCAGUUUGCUGCCGGGAAUUCUUAACACCGGAUGCAAGAUCAUCUACGUGGCGAGGAACCCCAAGGACGUUGCAGUCUCGUGGUACCACCUGAAUCGAGCGAUAAAGACUCAAGGGUACACCGGUACCUUCGAAGAAUUCUGGGACUACUUCGAGAACAAUUUAACCCCUUGGAGUCCCUACUGGGAGCACCUGAAGGAGGCAUGGGCCCUCCGCCACCACCCGAAUCUCCUCUUCAUGUUCUACGAGGAGAUGCAGCAGGAUCUGAUCGAAUGCGUCCAGAAAGUCUCAAAAUUUUUGGGAAAAAGCUACUCCACCAAUGAAAUAUCGAAAUUAUGCGACUACCUCCACAUCAGAAACUUCAAGAACAAUCCAAUGGUCAAUUCUUCCGAAUUAAAAGACUGUAAGAUUAUUUCCGCAGGGAGUUUCGUGAGAAAUGGCAAGAGUGGCACCUGGAGUGAGACUUUCAACGACAAACUGGAAGUCAGAGCUGACAACUGGAUCCUGAGGAAUCUCAAGGACUCCGAUUUCGUCUUCCCCACCUUCAACAACAAUUAUUAAUUAAUCUCAUCACUAAAAAAUUAGUCCAAUAGCUCAAUAUGAAAUUCACUAGGUGUAGAACAAGUUAAACUUCGUGUUCGCAUUUUCAUUUUUGUUGUAUCAUCAAAAGAAGAAUACAUGCUUAAUUUGUUUAACAAAAACG
This is a messenger RNA of Diachasmimorpha longicaudata, 1642 nucleotides long. RefSeq names its product sulfotransferase 1E1-like. Gene Ontology annotation, cellular component: cytoplasm. Gene Ontology annotation, molecular function: sulfotransferase activity. Lineage: Eukaryota; Metazoa; Arthropoda; Insecta; Hymenoptera; Braconidae. Gene Ontology annotation, biological process: sulfation. The record is from RefSeq and is a predicted model, not a curated record. The coding region runs from base 478 to 1500 and encodes 340 amino acids. The transcript has 5 exons.